AUGGAGGACUUUAUGAGGCAUAAGCCCUCAAAAUUCAUGGGCAAAUCCACUCUAGAUGAGGCCGAUGCUUGGCUCAGAGAGUGUGAGAAAAUCUGCAGAGUGAUCGAUUGCACAGAUGCUCAAAAGCUCACAUUUGUCUCAUUCCAGCAGUUGACGCAGAAUACUGGUGGGCAGGCAUGCAACAGCUCAUGCAGACCCGGGGCGAGGAGGUUCUACUCGCCCACCGUCACCGAGGAGUGGAGAUGCAGAAAAUAUGAGGGGGGGCUGAAACACGAGCUGCGCCGUUUCAUUGUACCUCUCAGGAUCAGGGAGUUUCCAGUCUUGGUGGAGCAGGCCAAGGCCAUUGAGCAGCUGGAGAUAGGGCCCAACAGAGGGGCUCGACCUCAGAAGAAUACCUCUGAUUCACGGCAGCAGAAAAAGUCGUAUGAUAGGCCACAGAGUUCGGUCAAGAAACUACAAUGCUACAACUAUGGUGGGGAGCAUCUUAGGAGGGAUUGUCCAAAACCCUCAGGCAGCUCUAGUGGUGGUAGUAGUACUGGCAAGUGCUACGUUUGUGACCAGACGGGCCAUUUUGCACGUAACUGCCCGAAUAAGAAACCAACUAGAGGUGCACCAGCGAAGAAACCAGUUAGGGAUCAACCUAGAGCCCCAGGUCGUUUGUUCGCCUUGACGACUACCGAGGCAGCCAAGUUAGGUAACUUAGUACAGACUACUUGUUUGUUGUUUGAUCACAAGGUUGUUGUGUUGUAUGACUCAGGAGCUACCCAUUCAUUCGUAUCUAAUGAAUGUGUGAGGAGGCUCGGUCUAGUGAUGCGAGAGCUGGCGUGCGAGUUAAUAGUUGUGACACCAGCGCCGUGA
This is a messenger RNA of Vigna unguiculata (cowpea), 858 nucleotides long. RefSeq lists its product as uncharacterized. Gene Ontology annotation, molecular function: nucleic acid binding; zinc ion binding. NCBI's taxonomy places the organism in Eukaryota, Viridiplantae, Streptophyta, Magnoliopsida, Fabales, Fabaceae. The record is from RefSeq and is a predicted model, not a curated record.